Messenger RNA from Photinus pyralis (common eastern firefly), 1918 nucleotides. RefSeq names its product DCN1-like protein 3 (gene SCCRO3). Gene Ontology annotation, biological process: positive regulation of ubiquitin-protein transferase activity; protein neddylation. Lineage: Eukaryota; Metazoa; Arthropoda; Insecta; Coleoptera; Lampyridae. Gene Ontology annotation, cellular component: ubiquitin ligase complex. Bases 366 to 1289 code for a protein of 307 amino acids. The transcript is spliced from 3 exons. The record is from RefSeq and is a predicted model, not a curated record. Gene Ontology annotation, molecular function: ubiquitin conjugating enzyme binding; cullin family protein binding; ubiquitin-like protein binding.
AGUUAUGUCAUGUACAGUGAUGACAGUGGUGUCAUUCUCCUUGUCCUCGUAUUUUCAUUUUAUUUAAUCAACUUUUUACUUUUUUUCAAUAAAAAUUAAACACUGCACGACUUUUAAGUAUGUGACCAGUGUUAAUUUUCACAAAGUGAUUGAGUUUAUAACCCGAACGGGCAGUCCAUUUAUUUAAAGAUGAGUUUAUCAACCAGAGCCUUUUGUUAAGGUGCUCUCUUAUCCAUGCAGAGUGCAUUAACUUAGAAGUUGAACCUUAAGAACUGUCACCUGUCAAGUUGUAAACACAAGACGGGCAAUGCAACUGUGUCCCUCGCAACUUAAUCUUCAUAUUCGACGGAGCUCGAAGCCCUCAAAUGGGCAAUUGCUUUACUUGCUUAAAGGAGCCUCCACCUACGGCUCUCGACAGCGGUACAACUAACUGCAAAGAGGAAAUGCCAGAAGGCCAUCUUUAUCCAGCUCCAAGUCACAUUGUAACAUCGGUACCAAUCGAUACAAGCAUUCUAAGCAAUGGAAAUCACAUCGCCGUACUACCGGAACCAUUAAUAGCAACUCCGAUCACCAGAUUCUGCUCGUACCAGCGUCGUUCGCAAAUAAAAUUGGUCGGAGCGAUGGGAGUUUCCGAUAGCAAGCCGUCGGACACAAAACUGAACUCCCUCUUCGAUCUUUACAAAGACGAAACGGAAGACGCGAUACUAGCGGAGGGCAUCGAACAGUUGUGCAAGGAUCUGCAGGUCUGCCCCGACGAGUUUAAAGUUCUCGUGCUGGCGUGGAAAUUGAACGCGGAACAAAUGUGCCGGUUUUCGAGGGUGGAAUUCGUUCGCGGUCUUAAAAUAAUGCGCGCCGAUUCGAUUAAAAGUAUUCAGUCACGUUUACCGGAAAUAGUCAACGAGGUCAGUAAUGAUCCCGAACUGUUUAAAGACUUGUACAGAUUUACUUUUAAAUUCGGAUUGGAUUCGGUCGUAGGACAAAGAAUUCUUCCGUCGGAUAUGGCGGUAGUGUUGUGGAGACUAGUUUUUACAGUACGCGAACCGCCGAUCUUGAACAGAUGGUUGAACUUUGUAGAGAAUCGUCCCGUGAUUAGAGGCAUCCCUCGUGACACGUGGAAUAUGUUCCUUAAUUUCUCAGAGGCGGUCGGGAAUGAUUUGAGUUGUUACGAUGAUAAUGAGGCGUGGCCUAGUUUGUUUGAUGACUUUGUAGAGUACGAAAACGAUCAUACAAAUCAGAAUAUUUCCAAAGAUAAGGAAUGCGAGGCGUUUCUUAUUAAGAAUAGCGAUUGAUUGUUAUUAUUUGCAGAUGCAGCUUUUUUCAAAAAUCACUUUGUAGGCAACUCUCCCUUUUAUUUGUGAUUAAACUGUACUUUGUAAUUCAUGUGGAUUGGUGUGCUUUUGAUGUAUUGCCUAUUGUACUUUGCAUCAAUUUUGGUUAAAACUUAAUUUUAUCCUUUACAAAAUAUAAUAAUAUGUAGAAUGUAAAGCUAAUUUAAUGUUUUUCAACUGGUUUGGUAAGGUGCCUUUUUUAACAUUUUGAUCCGUAAGUGGCAGUGUAUAUUUCGCUAAUAAUGAUUUAAUUAAGAUUUUGAAAAAGUAGGAAUUCACACCGAAUUCUAAUAACAAUUUUAGUUACAUACAAAAGUGCUUAAAAGUACUAAAAACGGGUGGUAUCUCACACCUCAGGAGUUGCUAUUUUACAAGUGGAGUCUACAAAUUGGGUGUUGUGUCUUGAAACAAAUUAAGACUGAUAUUUUCUUAAGUGAUUUUAGUUUGAUAAUGAACAAAUUAAUUGUAUAUUUACAGAAAGUUAACUUCUAGGUAAUGGAAAAAUUCUGUGUUUGCUUUUUAAUUCAUACAGUGUAGAUAAAAUUGUACAGAUAGAUGUAAUCCUUUGUGAGUAUAUAUAUUAAUAACGA